CAGAUUAUAAAAAGCUUUUUAACAGUCUGCUUUACACACAGAGACACACAUAGAUUAUAUCAGUUAUAAAUAUCAAGCCUUCUAACACGAUGAACUUGCUAAUAACACUGCUGUUAAUGAUCAUGAGCUGCUACGUACACAACAGUCAAUGUGCAGAUACCGAGAAUGCAAAGAGGUAUCUUUUGAAGUAUGGUUAUCUCGACACUUUUUCUGUUGGAGAUGAAGUGUUAAAGGCUAGUAUCAAAAGAUUGCAAUAUUUUGCUAACUUAAAGCAAACAGGAGUACUGGACGCUGCUACGCAAAAACAAAUGACUAUCCCAAGAUGCGCCCAUUCUGAUCCAAAGAUCAAGAUAACACGCGCAAGAAGAUAUGUGCAUCAAGGGACAAGAUGGCGGAAGAGUUUGUUGACAUGGAGAUUGGAAGGGCGUGGUCGAACUUUGAGUCGAAGUAUUAUUCGGAGAGUGAUGAGUAAAGCCAUGGGCUACUGGAGUCGUUCUACAAACAUUAAUUUUAAAGAAACGGCCAGUAGUAAACCCGAUAUUUGGGUCAAAUUUACACGGUAUCACCAUGGUGAUCCAUAUUCAUUCGAUGGUCCAGGUGGUACGCUGGCUCAUGCGUUUUAUCCACAUAAUAAUCAAGGCUUAAGUGGAGACAUCCACUUUGAUGAUGAUGAGAAUUACACGUAUCAAUCUUCGCGUGGAAGAAAUCUGUUAUGGGUAGCUACUCAUGAGCUAGGUCAUUCCCUUGGAUUAGAACACUCCAACCUUCGCGAGGCCGUGAUGUAUCCUUGGUACACUAAGUAUAAAGCCAAUUUUAAACUGCAUAACGAUGAUGUUCAUGGAAUUCAGGCAUUAUACGGAAAGAGAAAGAAUCCGACAAGUCGCCGCCCAACUCGUCCAACUCGCCCAAUUCGUCCAAUUUCCAACAACAAGAAAUGUCCACAAGCUGGUGUCACGGCAAUCUUCUACAGUAAACGGGCUAAAAGCAUGGUAGCACUAACAAAAAAUAAAAAGUUGUAUUUUGUUAAUAACAAAGGUAUAAAGUAUGGACCGGUCUCGACAUCAAAUUAUUUUCCUAAAUCAUACAUACCGCAGGCUAUUGAUGCAGCAUUCAACAUAAAAAUAAGAAGCAAGGAGUACACGAUUGUAUUCUCACAGAGAAGCUAUUAUUUGUUCCACAAGUUUCGCUAUAUAUCUGGUCCGCAUAGUAUACACAGAAGAACCAAUAAGGAGCCGUUAAACUUGCGUUUUCCGAAUUCGGUUAAAAAAAUCGAUGCAGCGUUGAUAUGGCAACGAAAUAAAAGAAUUUAUUUUUUUUCUGGUCCAUACUAUUGGCGCUAUAACAAUAAGAACAAUCGAUUGGACAGUGGAUAUCCGAAGAGGAUUUCACGAGCAUGGAGAGGUUUACCAGAGAAAAUCGAUGCUGCGUACAGCUCGUCAGAUGGAAAACAUACUUUCUUCGUGUCUGGAAAACAUUAUUAUUUAUUCAAUGACAAAAACGUUCGUGUGAAACGCGGUUAUCCCGAACAUGUUGGCAGAGAGUGGUUAAAUUGCAGUGGGCGUUCAAUGAUACGUGGUGGUAUUGGCUUCAUUGCAGUUGGUGGAAUAAGAGUGGAGGACGGUAAAGCUGAUGAACCUUAGUAGAAUAUCAUGUUGUCCCCAUGGAUUUGACAUUUAAUUUUUUACUCUGUAAAUAGUUUUUUUAAGACAUAUCCUGCAUCGA
Hydractinia symbiolongicarpus is the source of this 1722-nucleotide messenger RNA. RefSeq names its product matrix metalloproteinase-24-like. Gene Ontology annotation, cellular component: extracellular matrix. The coding region runs from base 90 to 1640 and encodes 516 amino acids. The record is from RefSeq and is a predicted model, not a curated record. Gene Ontology annotation, biological process: extracellular matrix organization; collagen catabolic process; proteolysis. Gene Ontology annotation, molecular function: metalloendopeptidase activity; zinc ion binding. The transcript is spliced from 8 exons. NCBI's taxonomy places the organism in Eukaryota, Metazoa, Cnidaria, Hydrozoa, Anthoathecata, Hydractiniidae.